CAGGAAUGAGGAAGGAGCGCUGAGAUUACCGGCCGCCCGCCCCUCAUAUAAAGCGACCUGCCGAGGCACGACACACACACCGUGCCCAGACCUCCUGGCAAUACAUACCCCAACGAGCUCUCCAGGUCGAAACAACCGAAGCAAAAUGAAAGUGUUCCAGAUGCUGUUUGUGCUGACCCUCUGCGUCGUGCUGGAGUUGGCGUUGGCCUACCCCGCAGCUGAAGCCGAAGCCGAACCCGAAGCGAGGCGGCGUUUCGGAAGUUUCGGAGGAUUCGGCGGCCAUGGAUUCGGUCACGGUGGAUUCGGUCACGGUGGAUUCAGCCAUGGAUUGGGUCACGGUGGAUUCGGCCACGGAUUCGUUGGCCACGACCACGUUAUUCAUCACGGCGAUCAUAUUCACGUCCUCCACCACCAUUUUUAAGCGGUCAUCGGAUGGCCUUGCCUGACUGUGACCUAGACGAAGGAAGCGCCGCCUUUGCCGAACGCUUAUAUUAAUGAUUAACAACGUAAUACAUUUUUUAUACAUA
This is a messenger RNA of Penaeus indicus, 527 nucleotides long. Its product is annotated as neuropeptide-like protein 31. The record is from RefSeq and is a predicted model, not a curated record. The coding region runs from base 146 to 421 and encodes 91 amino acids. The transcript has 2 exons. NCBI's taxonomy places the organism in Eukaryota, Metazoa, Arthropoda, Malacostraca, Decapoda, Penaeidae.